Messenger RNA from Aspergillus pseudonomiae, 2938 nucleotides. RefSeq names its product putative C6 transcription factor (Gal4). Gene Ontology annotation, biological process: positive regulation of transcription from RNA polymerase II promoter by galactose; DNA-templated transcription. Gene Ontology annotation, cellular component: nucleus. The coding region runs from base 300 to 2315 and encodes 671 amino acids. Gene Ontology annotation, molecular function: DNA-binding transcription factor activity, RNA polymerase II-specific; zinc ion binding; RNA polymerase II cis-regulatory region sequence-specific DNA binding. Lineage: Eukaryota; Fungi; Ascomycota; Eurotiomycetes; Eurotiales; Aspergillaceae. The transcript is spliced from 7 exons. The record is from RefSeq and is a predicted model, not a curated record.
CGAGAGGCAAACCCACGGACGCGUCACCUGACUGGUGCCUUCCCCCACAUCACCCAGAGCGUCAAUCAGCAUCGUGAAUUCCUUCAAUGCGGAAGCAUUCAUCCGAUCAGCCAGAUAUUGCCCUCCUCUCUUCUUGUAUAUGGGUUCGGGGGUUUACAUCUGUCGCUGACUUCUCUCCAGUUCAGUCCCAGGGACAUGAACAAUUGAUUCCUUUCCAUGCCUGUCAUGCCACCCGUUUUGUGUAACUGUCAGCGUGCACAAGACUUCCGAUAUUGGAAAGCAGACUCUUAUCGAUAAAGAUGACCAGUACACGAGAUUCUCAUUCCUAUGCUUGUGACGAAUGCCGCUUGCGCAAGUCCAAGUGCUCCAAGGAGAAGCCAAUUUGUGCGCAAUGUAGGCAGCUGAACAAGGAAUGCAAAUAUAGUCCGAAAAUUACUCGGAGCCCCCUAACACGACAACACCUAACCUACGUGGAAGACCGUCUACAAGCUUUUGAAACAGCUCUAGGUAGACUCUUCCCUGGCGGUGAUCUGGACGCAACGGUUCGAUCACUUCUGCACGAUCAUGAAGGCCCAAAACCAACUCCAUCGUCUAAAUCUUCUUCUAGACAUUCCACUCCUGCUAAAACUGAAGCCGACAGGACGGAACCUGCUCCGGAAGCCCUCCCGCAACAGGCUGAUGGAUUUGAUUGGACUGAAAACAAAAUCACCGUCGGUGAUUUGACGGAUGGCAUGGCAGCUCUAUCCAUCAAGCCGGAGGGUACAGGAUAUUUCGGGGCAUCUUCAAGUGUUGUGCCGCUUCGAGCUCUAUUGAAGCACGGAUUUGACUUGAACUUUCCGGUAGGAUCAGCAAAACCAAACGCUGGCCCGGAAGGAGUACCUCUGAAGUCUCAGCUUCUGAAUACUGCGCCGUCUGGUGUGAUUGAACAAGCUUUUAUAGAUGCAUUCUUCUUGAACUACCACCGGAGCUAUCCUUUUGUGCAUGAGUCCACCUUCAGAGCUCAAUUCUAUGAACAAGCCACUCGCCGACAUGGGCAGGCGUGGCAAAUACUCUUGAACACCAUUUUAGCAUUGGGGGCGUGGAGUGUUGGAGACGAUAACUCAGACCUGGAUAUUACUUUCUAUCAGGAAGCCAGAGGUCACUUGCAGCAAGUGUCAGUGUUCGAAACUGGGAACCUUACUCUCGUUCAGGCAUUGCUACUCUUGAGUAACUACGCGCAGAAGAGAAACAAGCCGAAUACUGGGUGGAACUUUCUAGGAUUGGCCGUUAGAAUGGCAAUGAGUCUUGGUCUUCACAAAGAAUUUCCAGGCUGGAAAAUAAGUCUUCUUCAGAAAGAGAUGAGGAGAAGAUUGUGGUGGGGAGUCUUUAUCUUUGAUAGCGGUGCUGCGAAGACGUUCGGUCGACCAAUUCUUCUUCCUGAGGAGAGUGUCAUGGACGCAAAGCCUGUUCUCAAUAUCCAGGAUGAUGCCCUGACCGCGUCAACGACCACACUGCCCCCAGAAAUUAACGGUCCAACUAUUUACUCUGGAAUGAUCGCUCAGGCCAGAUUCCAUCUGCUCACAAACAGCGUCUACCAGCGCCUCAUCUCCACGCCGCCUCUUACCCCGGAAGAGACACGAAGUCUCCAGAAACCGUUGGAGGAAUGGUACAACGGUCUUCCCGAUUAUUUCAAGCAGCCAAGCUUUACAUCAGAAUCCGAUCCUUUUGCUUUGGUUCGAAACCGGCUUAUGUGGCGACACUGGAACCUCCGGGUUCUUCUGUAUAGACCGAUCCUCCUUCGCUGGGCUUCGAGACGAUGGACACCUAGUUCAUCUAAUGAACCGGAAGAUCCUCUUGAAGCCGAAUGUAGAAUGCUGUGUCUUCGAAAUGCGCGGUUGACCAUCUCCUCAAUCAGUGAUUUCAUGAGCAACUAUCUCUGCACGAGAAUAGGAGCAUGGUAUAUGCUCUACUUCCUGUUUCAAGCUGGUGUCAUCCCUAUCAUCUUGCUUAUGACAGACCCUACCAGCACAGAUGCCCCAGCUUGGCUUCAGGACAUCGAAGCUACUAAAAACCUCUUAUUGCAUCCCUCACUGAGUAGCAAUCGGCUUGCGGCUCGUUGUCUGCAAGUCAUUAAUCGGCUUUGCUCACCUGCGUAUACGAGCACUACUGCUGACAGGCCACCAGGUCAGCCGCCUAUUUUGAUGCAGUUUCCUGACCAGCUGUUUAAUGACCCGGCCUUCGGUGCUAUGUUCCCAGAUGUCGACCAGGAACUGAAUUUAGGCGGGAUGGACUUUUCUGAUUGGGUCAAUUACACACCACAGGCCGAGUUUCCUUGAACUAGCGACGGUUACGAUACGGUGGUCACCAGGACCAUAGACAAUACCCUGGGGAACGAUUGUGUCGUAUAUAUAUAGGUGAAAUUCUUCCGCGAUUACUAUAGCGACAUAAUCGUGGUAUGUUUACCGAUUCCAGACAGCCAAUGUUGAAAACGUGCACCGUUAUGUGCGAGGCACUUGUUGAGGGGGAGGGCCUCAAACGUACUCUUCUUGCUGCACGGAGGGCUUCACUAAGGUGUCCUUAUUGGGCCCCUGCGUGCCACGGAGCUCAGCCUCAAUCUGAACAAUACGUUGUUUCUCUUCGUGGGCUGCUGUGUCCCCGAAGAUAAGAUCCAUAUCCUCCAAUGUCUGAUAAUAGGCUUCGGUUAGCACAGGACAGAUCUUGGUGUACAGUUGUAAAGCCCAUGAGCGACAAACCUUUCCACGAGUCUCCGGAAUACAGAAGAAAGUGAAUGCCAACGCAAGGAGACAGAAUGCCGCAAAGAAGAUAUAUGUACCCCACGUGAUUGACUCGAGCAUAUCGGGGGUGAUCAAUCCAAUGAUACUAGCAUGCGAUGUCAGCCAACGAUCAACACGGAAUUCCCGAAGAAGAUUAGAUCAACGCACAAAUUACACAUCCAAGU